GCCUGGAUGACGGAGCGCAUGUCCCCCACCCUGGAGAGCCAUCAGAGCGAGCUGGUCGACUGCAUGCUGGACCAGAUCAACCAGAUGACGGAGAAUCUCAAACGCUGCAAAAAACACGACUUUAGACUUGCUAUUCACAAAAUGGAGAUUGACCGCAUCCGAUACAUGAUCAGCAGUUACCUCCGCACAAGACUGGAAAAGAUUGAGAAAUUCACACAUUACCUGCUGGAGAAGGAAGGUCGGGUCACAGACGAGAGCUUGGCCACUUUAUCCCCAGCAGAGGUCAACUAUGCGAAGGAGUAUGCCUCGAAUCUGGAGUCCCACUUCCAAACCCUCAUCCUUCAGCACGUCCCUGAGAACUUGCGCGCCUUCGACCCCAACAAGAUGAGUGUGAAGCCCAAUCUCGAUAGCUACGUGUUCCUCAAGGUGAAGGAGACCACUCCAGGGGUGCUAAUCGAGGAUGACACAGGGGAAGGAAGAGACGAGGAAGUCGACCUAGACGAAGGUGGCCAGCACUUGAUGCGCUACAAAUCCGUCAGUCACUUGCUUCAUAACGGAGCCAUUUCCUUAAUAUGAGAAAGAAAGAAGAAAAUUAUUAGCUUUAUUAAUUCAAAGAUAUUGUUGUUAUUAUUAUUAUUAUGAUAGGGUUUUCUGUAAAGUGGAAGUUCUUAAAUCAGAAUCUAUCUUUUUAAUAUAUUAUAUAAUUGUCAA
Molecule: messenger RNA, 711 nt
Organism: Penaeus vannamei (Pacific white shrimp)
Lineage: Eukaryota; Metazoa; Arthropoda; Malacostraca; Decapoda; Penaeidae
Source: RefSeq, a predicted model, not a curated record